This is a messenger RNA of Aureobasidium namibiae CBS 147.97, 1518 nucleotides long. RefSeq names its product myo-inositol transporter Itr1. The record is from RefSeq and is a predicted model, not a curated record. Gene Ontology annotation, molecular function: myo-inositol:proton symporter activity. The transcript has 2 exons. Gene Ontology annotation, biological process: transmembrane transport. The coding region runs from base 1 to 1518 and encodes 505 amino acids. NCBI's taxonomy places the organism in Eukaryota, Fungi, Ascomycota, Dothideomycetes, Dothideales, Saccotheciaceae. Gene Ontology annotation, cellular component: membrane.
AUGCGUGAUAUCACAGGCGACGACUCUCAACAGCCGCUGAUUGUUGAUGAACAUGACGACGACACGACCGCUCGCUCAGGAGUACCCAAACAGAAAGCCCGUCGCCUGAUAUGGCUGUUGACUUUGAGUGCAGGACUCAGUGGCCUACUCUUCGGUUAUGAUACUGGUGUGAUAAGUUCUACUCUUGUCUCGAUACAUGAAGAUCUAGGACGCCCGUUAUCCACCUUCGACUUGUCAGCCAUAACAAGCAGUACAUCUCUACUGGCGUUAGUUGCGUCACCUCUGGCUGGACAUUUUGCGGAUGUUCUAGGUCGCCGCCCGGUCAUUGCAGCUGCUUGUGGAUUGUUCAUUUUUGGCGCCCUGUUUCAAUCAGCUGCAACCAAUGUAUGGACUAUGAUACUUGGCCGAUCGAUUGUUGGCGCUGCUGUAGGCGCGGCUAGUGCCGUCGUGCCCUUGUACAUUGCAGAGAUCUCCCCAGCAGAUCGAAGAGGACAACUGGUAUCUGUCCAAAGUCUGUUCAUCACUGGAGGUCAGGUCGUAGCAUACGUUGCUGGCUGGGCAGUCAUGGGUCGCUGGCGGUGGUCUGUUGGUUUUGGAAGCGUUCCUGCUCUCAUUCAGGCGGCCCUGCUAGUUGGCAUGCCCGAGUCACCCCGCUGGUUAGUACUAAAGGGCAGGGACGAAGAGGCUACUGCAGUCUUCGCCCGUCUCGGUCAUGAUGACUGCGAUCAUAUCGUUGCUCAAGUGAAGCAUGAAGUCAAGGAAGAACAGCUCAGUGCCAGUGGAAGCAUGUUCAAAGAGCUCAUGACCGUGCCCGCCAACCGACGUGCCCUGACUAUUGCUGCCGGACUCCAAGCUCUGCAACAACUAUCCGGAUUCAACUCGUUGAUGUACUUCAGCGCAUCCAUCUUCGCGAUGGUCGGAUUCACUUCACCGAUUGGCACAUCGCUCUGCAUUUCGGUUUCCAACUUCGUGUUCACCCUGCUGGCGUUUGCAAUCAUCGAUAGAGUUGGGCGACGUCGCAUACUACUCUACUCCAUUCCGUUCAUGAUACUUGGACUUGCUAGCUGCGCUCUUGCGUUCAUGCAUAUCGACGCGUCUCUUACAGAUUCGAAAACACUGUCGUCUAUUACAUCUGUUGAUGCCUCCAACUCUUGGUCUCUGUUCCUUCUGUUCGCACUCAUCUUUUAUGUCGCUGCUUAUGCCAGUGGAUUGGGCUGUGUUCCGUGGCAACAAAGCGAACUCUUCAGCCUUUCCGUGCGAAGUAUGGGCUCUGGGCUGGCCACCGCAACAAACUGGACCAGCAACUUUAUCGUGGGAGCAACUUUCCUGCCUAUGAUCCAUACGCUUGGACCCAGUGCCACUUUUCUUGUGUACGUAUUUGUGUGCCUCAUGGGUUACAUCUGGGUAUGGAGAUACUUUCCUGAGACCAUGAAUCUCGAACUCGAACAGGUCAAGCAAUUGUUGGAGAAUGGUUGGGGCGUCAAAGCUAGCGAACGUCCGAGUGAUCUGGGAAGAUGA